Molecule: messenger RNA, 1096 nt
Organism: Verruconis gallopava
Lineage: Eukaryota; Fungi; Ascomycota; Dothideomycetes; Venturiales; Sympoventuriaceae
Exons: 2
Coding region: 141-896 (251 amino acids)
Source: RefSeq, a predicted model, not a curated record
CGGAUUUAAACAUCAAUAUGAUACCCUUAUGUCCUUUGUGACCUGCUUUAAAAAUCUACAGACAAAUAUCUCUGCGAAAACAACGACAAGUCAAAGGAGAAACCAAAAGUACAGCCACGCUAACCAUUAAAGUAUCGAAUAUGUCGACCGUCGUUCUCAUCACCGGAGCCAAUUCAGGCAUUGGCUAUGCCACCGCCAAAGUUCUAGCUGACGCCUCAGCUGAUUAUCAGAUCAUCAUGACUGGAAGGAACAAGGAGCCUCUCGAAGCCGCCAAGGCGGAAAUCGAGGCGACGGGCAUCAAGGGCAAACUCUACUCGACCGUUUUGGACGUGACUAAAGAGGACACCAUCGCGGCAGCGACUGACUUCGUCGAGAAGCAAUUUGGCAGGCUGGAUGUGCUGGUCAACAACGCCGGGUUGAGCGACAACACGUUGCCAAAGGACUGGUCGUUAAAGCAAAAGCUAGACCAGGUGCUUACGACAAACGUAACAGGUCCUGCCAUCGUAGCGGACGCUUUCAAACCUUUGCUUCUCAAGUCCAAGGACGCGCGAUCCAUCUAUGUUUCCUCCGGGUUGGGCUCCUUGACGCAAUGCGCAGAUCCGGAGAGCGUACGCUACCAUUCGAAGUGGACCGUGUACCGAACGAGCAAGUCAGCGCUGAAUAUGUGGGCGCUGCAGGAUUUCAAAGACUUGGCACCGCAAGGUGUCAAAGUCUUCAUAUUCUGUCCCGGAUUGGUGAGGAGCAACCUGAGGGGCAAGGAUGAGGAAAUGGUAUCUGCUGGAGGGAGGGCAACGGAUCCGUCAGUGUCGGGAGAGAACAUCUUGAAGAUCAUAAGAGGUGAACGUGACGCUGAAGCAGGUCAAUUCAUUCACAAAGAUGGCGUGUAUCCCUGGUAAAGCGCUUGGCACUCGGAUAUCGUAACUUGCGUGCAAGAUUGUUGGAAACGAAAGUCGCCCAAAAACGAGCUUUCAAUGCAACGUGUUACCAGUUACUUGUCUUCGUCGCGUUGGUAUCUGCAUAAAACGAACCUCGCUAAAUGAACUAAUCCAAAUCAAACGCCGACAGCUGCUGCAUCGCCACUGCAAAUGCUCAUGCA